UGACUAAGGGCUAACGGCUAAGGGAUAAGGAUUUCUUUUUGGGGUGAUGACAAUGUUGUAGAAUUAGAUAAUGAUAAUAACGAUGGUUGCACAAACUUGUGAACAUACUACUGAAUUGUUUAGUUAAAAGGGCCAAUUUUGCGGUAUGUGAACUACAUCUUAAUUGAAAAGUAUGAAAUUUUUAAACAAGAAAAAGCCGCGCCCGGCCUAGCAUUUCAUUUUUUAAAAAUCACACCUAGUUAGCUAUUUUUUUUAAAAAAACAACAUGUUUAUUUUAAGAAAAGUUGGAAACACGGGCUUCCCCACGUCACCACCACCAACUUGUGAACACGUCGGGAUCACGGCUUAAGUAAUGAGGAUCACACCCGAGAGCUGCUUCUGUUGCUAGUGGAAAGAACGCCUCUGAUCCUCACGCCCUUCCACUCACAACACACACAGAAGCUGGCUGAAAAGAGGGAAAGUAACACGAGCCCUAAAAAUGCCAGUCCUUCCUCUCACAGGACUGGACGUCCUAGACACCUGGCAAGAGCCGGGGUGGGCCUGGCAGAGUGUGGAGGGACAGGUGCUGGGACCUGGGGGGCCCGGGGAUAGGGCUUAAGGGCUUAGGGGCUUAGGGACGUGGUGUGAGGGCGUGGGCGGGGCUCAGGAGCCUCUGGCACCCGGUGGAGCUUGGAAGCCGCACGGGCGUGGAGGGGGCGGGGCUCAGGGCCCGGAGAAACGGGACGAGGAGGGGCACCUGGGCGGGGCUCAGACCGGGAUAUGGGGGGUGGGCCCUGGGCGUGGGCGAGGCUCAGGACCCAGAGCCCAGAUGGGCGGGGAGCGGCCGGACGCGGGUGGGGCGGGCGCCUAGACGCGAGCCUCGGGCGUCUAGCUGCCCAGACGGCGGCGGCGGUGGCCGCACGCGCGGCCCGGCUUCUGCCCUCCCGGCGCUCUGGCUCUUAGUCCCCCACGCCAUGCCGCAGGCCGCGCCGCCCACCGAGCUGGUGCCGUCGGAGCGCGCAGUGGUGCUGCUGUCGUGCGCGCUCUCCGCGCUCGGCUCGGGCCUGCUGGUGGCCACGCACGCCCUGUGGCCCGACCUGCGCAGCCGGGCACGGCGCCUGCUGCUCUUCCUGUCGCUGGCCGACCUGCUCUCGGCCGCCUCCUACUUCUACGGAGUGCUGCAGGACUUCGCGGGCCCGUCGUGGGACUGCGUACUGCAGGGCGCGCUGUCCACCUUCGCCAACACCAGCUCCUUCUUCUGGACCGUGGCCAUUGCGUUCUACCUGUAUCUCAGCAUCGUCCGCGCCUCGCGCGGGCCCCGCACAGACCGCCUGCUUUGGGCCUUCCAUGUCGUCAGCUGGGGGGUCCCGCUGGUCAUCACUGUGGCAGCCGUCGCCCUGAAGAAGAUUGGCUAUGAUGCCUCGGACGUGUCUGUGGGCUGGUGCUGGAUUGACUUAGAGGCCAAGGACCACGUCCUGUGGAUGCUGCUGACGGGGAAGCUGUGGGAGAUGCUGGCAUACAUACUGCUGCCCCUGCUGUACCUCCUGGUCCGGAAGCACAUCAACAGAGCGCACAUGGCGCUCUCUGAGUACCGGCCCAUCCUCUCCGAGGAGCACCGCCUGCCGCGCCGCUGCUCCGUGGCGGACAAGAAGCUGGUGCUCAUCCCGCUCAUCUUCAUCUGCCUCCGGGUCUGGAGCACCGUGCGGUUCGUGCUGACCCUCUGUGACUCCCCCGCGGUGCGGACGCCGGUGCUGGUCGUUCUGCAUGGUAUCGGGAACACGUUUCAGGGAGGUGCCAACUGCAUCAUGUUCGUCCUCUGCACCCGUGCCGUCCGAACCCGGCUCUUCUCUCUCUGUUGCUGCUGCUGCUCUUCUCAGCCUCCCACCAAGAGCCUGGCCGGCACUCCCAAGGCGCCCGCGCCCUCCAAGCCAGGAGAAUCUCAGGAAUUCCAAGGGACCCCAGGGGAACUUCCAAGCACCUGAGCUUUUGUCCUUUCUAGUUCUGUGCAUAGGUGCCGCCUUCCUGGGGGUGGGCGCUUCUGUGAGUCCCUGCUGCAGGGGCAGAAGUGCACGUCUGUUGCACCGGAAGCCCCGGGUAUUGAUGCUCUCGGCUCCACUGGGAGAGCAGCCGCCAACUCAGCUUCUUCUACCUCCUAGAUCCUCAGGCAGCAAGUUCCACCUGUACCAGUGUCCUGGCGCACUGGGGUGGGCAUUCAUCUGCAUAAGGGUAGCAAUGAGAUUCAGGGAAACCAGUGGUCCACGACUGCAGCCACGGUGCCUCCACCCAGUGGACCUUGGUGUCCUGAGGGCCACACAGCACUGCACAGCACUGUUUACAAUUUGAGGGAUCCAUACCUGUGCACUUGUCUUCCGUGUGAUUAAAUAAGCUGUCAGGGGCCCCAGAGAUGUGUCCCCAUCCAGACAUCAUGGUGUUGAGACAUCAUGGUCUGGGUGUUGAGAUUCUCUGGAGAGCCCAGCUUUCCUUGGAAAGUUUGCUCAACAGAGGAAGCAGCUGCCAUUCACCAGGUUGAAGGUUCCCCUGAGGUUGCGUGGUGAUCACCAGGGGUGGGCACAGCCCAGCACAGCUGCUUAGGGACAGCAGUCUCCCUGUGCCUCCUGGCCUCUCCCUCUAUGGGCUGCUAACCCUUGCUGUAGCUUGGGUUUGAGUGUCAAGCACAGGCCAGAAUCCACACUCCUGCCCCCACCUGUCAAUCACUUCAGACACAGGCUCCCUCCUUCCAAUUCCAAGGCUGGAACCAGGGCAGGAAGAGGCGUCUCAGGGAACCCCUGAAGACCCCACUGUCUCCCCAGCUCCGUUCUUAUAAUCCUCCUGUUCUUGGGGAGACCAAAGUGGGUGAGCGGGGAGGGAUUCUGGCUUAUUUACUUCUUAGUUUAGUUUUUUGUAAGUUAAAGUGGCCGGAGAGAUGAGUAAUCCAAAUACGAUUCCUCAGGCCAGGCACAGUGACUCACACCUGUAAUCCCAGCACUUUGGGAGGCCGAGACGGGCAGAUCACCUGAGGUCAGGAGUUCGAGACCAACCUGGCCAACAUGGUGAAACCCGCUCUCUACUAAAAAUGCAAAAAUUAGCCGGGCUGGGUGAUGCGCACCUGUAAUACCAGGUACUUGGGAGGCUGAGGCAGGAGAAUCGCUUAAAUCCGGGAGGUGGAGGCUGCGGUGAGCCAAGACCACGCCAUUGCACUCCAGCCUGGGCAACAAGAGUGAAACUCGGUCUCAAACAAACAUUCCUCCCUGAAGGUGAAGGUUUUAAGAUUGAGAUUCAGCUUUUUUUUUUUUUUUUUUUUUGAGAAGGAGCCUCAUUCUUUUGCCUAGAGCUUAUGUGGUGGUGCGUGCCUGUAGUCCCCACUACUCAGGAGGCUGAGGCGGGAGGAUCCCUUGAGCCCAGGAGUUUGAGGCUUCAGUGAGCUGGGAUGGCACCACUGCCACUCUAGCCUGGGAAACAGCAGGACACUGUCUCUGGGAAAAAAAAAAAAAAAAAAGGAUUCAAAAGGAUUUGGCUAUUUUGGUAUUCAGUUGGGGUAAGUGGCGGCAUGGAUCAUGGAGCAAUUAUUUACAUUUAAAAGAAAAGAAUUGAAAGUAAGCACUUGUAUCUCUAUUUUUAUUCUGUGGCUCUUCCACAAACGCUUUUGUCUUAUUUCAGAAAAAGCUUCUCUGUUCAGUCACAGGAGCCAUUGGCAAAGAAUGGGAAGUGGAGAUGCUACCUCCAGGGGCUUGGCGAGAGAAAGUACAGCUUUACCUGUGAUAGGUGAUUUCCCUUGGAAUCCAUCGGAACUCGACAAAGCAUGCUUUUCUGAGCUUAGUAAAAUGGUUCUGGAUCAAAACCGAAGUCACAUUGUGCUGCCGAUCCCUGUUUAACUCUCAAAACCAAAAUCUGUAUCAGGAAAGGAAUAAUCAUUUAGCAGACUGAGUCCAAAAUGCUGAUUUUUGGUUUCCUGUGAAAAUGGAUUUCUGUUUCUUUUUUUUUUUGAAAUGGAGUUUCACUGUGUUGCCCAGGCUGGAGUGCAGUGGUGUGAUUUUGACUCACUGCAACCACCGCCUCCAGGGUUCAAGCAAUUCUCCUGCCUCUCAAUUCCAAGCUGCUGGGAUUAUAGGCACCUGUCACCAUGCUUGGCUAAUUUUUUGUGUUUUUAGUAGAGAUGGGUUUUCACCAUGUUGGUCAGGCUGGUCUCGAACUCCUGAUGUCAGGUGAUCCACCUAAGCCUCCCAAAGUGCUGGGAUUGCAGGCAUGAGCCACUGUGCCUGUCCAAGAAAACAGAUUUCUUGAUGGAAAUUAGCGAGACAAACAUCCCCUUAGGAUUGAAAGAGAGCUCUGGGCUGCUCCAGGGAAAGCCACUCGGCAGAGAUAGCCUCUGUAAGUGAAUUCUGGACUCCCCUAAGGACAUUACAGCAAAUCUCUGGCUAUGUCUCUGGUAAAAACCCUCACUUGAGCUUCUAGAAAGGAGCAAAAAUUCAGGAAUUUGCUUGCGGCAAAAGAGAACAUGAUUUACAGAUAAAAAAGAAAAGACAAUACUAGGACACAGAGGAAUAGUGUUAGAAUCAACCCUGCUCAGCAGGGGCCUCCAGAGCCCUCCCUGCUGUACCCAAGCCAGGGCUGAGACGUGACUCCCCAAACGGGCUGGCUGUGGUCAGGAAAGGCCUGUAGAGGGAGCUGAGGGCUCAGAAAACACCUGCUCUGGGUGCCUGGGCUCAAGUUCUCAUUCCAUUUCUUUGAUGCCACUGGCCACUCUAUCUGCUUCUGUAAAAACCUCCAAAAAGUUACACGUUGGGUAUCUAAUUCCGCUUCCUCCGCUGCCCACCUCUUGCCACAGAUGAAUGAUCACUGUGAAUGGUGGUGACCAGGUGGGCAGGGCAGGGGCUUGCCUGAGUGCCUUAGCCCAGGCCUCUGGCCCACCGACCUUGAAAACAGCAAUAUCGCCUCCUUCUUAGAUCCAGUUACCAAGUCAGUCUAGCUGGGUGGGUAGUGCUCAGACAGGAAGACUGGAUGGGAAGGAAGUCACAUCCUAAAAGUCCAGGAGGGGGCCAGGCACAGUGGCUCAUGCCUGUAAUCCCAGCACUUUGGGAGACCAAGGUGGGGGAUCACCUGAGGUCAGGAGCUCAAGACCAGCCUGGCCAACAUGGUGAAACCCUGUUUCUACUAAAAAUACCAAAAAAACCCCACAAAAAGCCAGACGUGGUUGCAUGUGCCUGCAGUGCCAGCUACUUGGCAGGCUGAGGCAGGAGAAUUGCUUGAACCCGGGAGGCAGAGGUUGCAGUGAGCCAAGAUCGCACCACUGCACUCCAGCCUGGGUGACAGAGCGAGACUCCAUCUCAAAAAAUAAAACAAGUCCAGGAGGGGCUGUUACCUCUGUUACUUCUUUUUAAUGUAUUUAUUUUUGUGAGGCAGGGUUUUGCUGUCUGGAGCACCACACCCAGGCUGGAAUGCAGUGAUGCAGUCAUGGCUCACUGUAGCCUCCACCUCCCAGGCUCAAGCGAUCCUUCCACCUCAGCUCCCCGAGUAGCUGGGACCACAGGGCUGGCUAAAUUGCAAUUUUUUGUAGAGGCAAGGUUUUGCCGUGUUGCCCAGACAGAUCUCGAACUCUUGGGCUCAAGCGAAGGGCUGGUACAUCUGAUGAGGGCAAAAGGGGCUGUGCUCCUUGGACACUUUGCACAGCCCCAGUGGGCUUCUGUCUCCUCUGUUAGUGUGGUUAAUGUUUAUCUGCCUGCAUCCCCCGGUCACCCAAGUGUAACCUCAGCCAUAACACGUUCUGCAGCCGGAACAGUGUCCUCAGCUCAGCGUCCCUCGCCCAUGCACUUUCUGAACUUUGGUCUUUUUACUAGGUUACCAGCCGCUUUCUGCCUCUUUGUGCUUUUGAGGUUUUUUUGGUUUGUUCUGUUUUGUUUUUAAAUAAAGAUUAUUAUUUGACCCAGGCUGAAGGUACAGACAGAACUCUUCACGUGUCCACAACAAGAAAAGUUGUUUUUACAAACUUCUAGUCGUGGCAUCAAAAGUGUGAGGUUUUGCAUCUGCAGGAUUGUCAUACGAGCCCUGAUGGGGGGGAGGCUGAAGUCUUGCUGUUUUAAAUUAAAUGAAUAAAUUAUUUUUCUCCUA
Chlorocebus sabaeus (green monkey) is the source of this 6084-nucleotide messenger RNA. It is a transcript of the gene GPR157, whose product is annotated as G protein-coupled receptor 157. The record is from RefSeq and is a predicted model, not a curated record. Gene Ontology annotation, molecular function: G protein-coupled receptor activity. Gene Ontology annotation, cellular component: plasma membrane. Gene Ontology annotation, biological process: cell surface receptor signaling pathway; adenylate cyclase-activating G protein-coupled receptor signaling pathway. NCBI's taxonomy places the organism in Eukaryota, Metazoa, Chordata, Mammalia, Primates, Cercopithecidae.